UGCUCCACUCCCUGUCCCUCCCCCUGCAAGCCCAUCCCCUGUGUCCUCUCCCUGCUCCUCCAUGGCCCUAGGUCCUCGCCUCCUGCCCACCUACCACCACCUCCAUCUCUCACCUCUAAUGGGGCUCAUUAAGGAAAUGAGCUGAGUCAACAAAUCCUCACUACAGUUGAAAAGGCGGAAUGGCUCCUGGGAAUGCCUGCUUUUUAAAGGGAGGCACUGCCCAGGCAGCGAUGUUUCCCCGGCUCCUAUCUAUCUUGUCCCUCCCCUUCUUUAAAAUGCCUUUGUCUCGCUGUAGAAUUUUGAGUAAAUGCCAGAGGCCUUAGCUAAGGCCAAAAGUCCAUAAUUAGUUCUCAUUCUGAGCUAAAUCUGAACCCAGUUGCUGCUGCUGCUUCCUGCUCCUUAUUUAAGAAUAGACUCAAAUGCCACCUCCUGUAGACCAUUCCCCGAAUGCCACAACCCCAGCCUCCCCAGACGCACACCCCCUGUCCUGACCCUGUCAGAGCCCUUAGCACAUCCUGGGUGUGCCAUGUUGUCCAACUGUCCCUGCCACCACACAGGGAGCUCAUGAAAACAUAAAAAAGAUCUGGCAUACACUAUGGCCCGCAUCAUCGACCUGGUUCCCUGGGACGAUGGCUCCACCCACGUGUACGCGUCCCCAGCCAUCCUGCUCCCCAUGGAGCGGCAGAGAAACCAGUUGGCCGGCGUGAAGCAGCAGCUCUACCACCCGUCCCUGCCCAGCCUGCGCCGCAUGGACAUGGAUAAUGCCAGGGCCUGCCUGUCGGACGAGCACUGCCAGACCACCACCUACUGCCGCAAAGAUGACUUUGACAACGCACACUACACACUCCUUGGUGUCCCCAACAAACCCCUGCAGUGCUUGGACAUCACCGCCACUGGCCAGAAGAUCCGCCACAGGUGCCGCGAGGGAAAGCUGGCGCCCAUCCCCCCGGGCAUCAACCGAAUCAGCUGGCCCAGCUUCACGCGCGCCAUCGAGGACUGGUCCCGUUUCGUGUCCUCUGCCGGCGAGUUCAAGCUGCCCUGCCAGAGCCAGAGGGUCGAGAGUUUCAGCGGCUACGCGGUGCGCUAUUUGAAGCCGGAGUUGACCCAGAACUGGCGGUACUGUCUCAACCAGAACCCCAGCCUGGACCGCUACGGACAGAAGCCCCUGCCUUUCGAUUCCCUUCGUGUCAACUACCUGACCCCCUGGCACUAAUCCGUGAAAAGCAGGCCGAUGCCCAGGCUGCUGGACCAUGCCACCUCAGUUUCCCAGCUGGACAGAGGGGGUACGGUGGCAGCCCCCAACUCCCCAAGCGUUCAUCCUCACUGGAAAUAAACCUAAUGAUCCCACAGGGAGGCACCAGGCUCAUAUCCUGUGUGUGUGUGAGUGUGUGUGUGUGUGUGUGUGUGUGUGUGUGUGUGGCAGGGGCUGGGAGUGGCCAGGACCUGCAGAUGACAAUAUCUUACCCUUUCCUGCCCCUACCGACUCCUGCAGGACUAGUGGGGCAGGAGGAAAAGUCUGGCGACCCCGGGAAAGAAUCAGGAUCUAAGCCCCGAGGCCCAGCUGGGUGUGAGAUGCAGAAACAGGUUGAGAAUUGGGGUUUCCUUGUGUCCUGUCCCCUACUUAUAGCCCCACAAGCAAGUCCCCUCCACCUUGGACUGUGAACUUGAGCCCUAAAGAGAAAAGAAGAGGU
This is a messenger RNA of Myotis davidii, 1691 nucleotides long. It is a transcript of the gene SPMIP8, whose product is annotated as testis, prostate and placenta expressed. Bases 596 to 1213 code for a protein of 205 amino acids. The record is from RefSeq and is a predicted model, not a curated record. The transcript is spliced from 7 exons. Lineage: Eukaryota; Metazoa; Chordata; Mammalia; Chiroptera; Vespertilionidae.